AUUCAGCGAGUCUAAAAUCAAUCCUUCUCGAUCUCAGCUCAUCCAUUACAACCUUCUGCAAGAGACAUUGUCACUGGUCGCAAUUCAGAAGGGAUAAGCAUUUUCGCCUUGUCACCUGCAAUAAUGGCGUCCGAAUCCGAGCACAAAGCUACAAUAAUCGACGGCAAACAAAUUGCUCAGACUGUUAGAUCUGAAAUAGCGGAGGAAGUGAAAAAACUCUCUGAGAAAUACGGAAAGGUUCCGGGGUUGGCGGUUGUGAUUGUGGGGAGUAGAAAGGAUUCGCAGAGUUAUGUGAACAUGAAGAGAAAGGCUUGCGCGGAAGUUGGAAUCAAGUCCUUUGAUUAUGAUCUUCCCGAGCAAGUGUCUGAGGCCGAAUUGAUCAGCAAGAUCCAUGAGUUGAAUGCGAAUCCUGAAGUGCAUGGGAUAUUGGUUCAACUUCCUUUGCCAAAGCACAUAAAUGAGGAAAAAGUUUUAUCUGAAAUCAACAUUGAGAAGGAUGUAGAUGGGUUUCAUCCUCUGAACAUUGGGAAACUUGCAAUGAAAGGCAGAGAUCCCUUAUUCCUACCUUGCACUCCAAAGGGGUGUCUUGAGCUACUGUCACGAAGUGGAAUAAGCAUUAGGGGAAAGAAGGCAGUUGUUAUGGGGCGAAGCAACAUCGUUGGAUUACCAGUUUCAUUGCUGCUCCUUAAAGCAGAUGCAACUGUGACGAUUGUCCAUUCCCGUUCUGUCAAUCCAGAAAGUGUUAUCCGCGAAGCUGACAUUGUUAUUGCUGCUGCAGGACAGGCACAAAUGAUCAAGGGCAGUUGGAUAAAACCAGGGGCUGCAGUGAUUGAUGUUGGUACAAACGCAGUUGAUGAUCCCACCCGAAAGUCGGGCUACCGGCUGGUUGGGGAUGUAGAUUUCCAGGAAGCUUGUAAAGUGGCUGGUUGGGUAACUCCUGUUCCCGGUGGUGUGGGUCCUAUGACUGUUGCCAUGCUGCUUAGGAACACUUUAGAUGGAGCUAAGCGUGUGAUCGAGCAGUGAUACCAUACCCAUAUCAAGUGGCUUCAUUGUUGUGUUUCUAAGGUCUUGCAAAUUUGGAGACAAUUUUGUAGGGAAAAUAAAAACCUUAAUAAUCGUGUGGAUAUCUUGAAGAAUGAAUAAUUUUAGCUUGUUGAAUGUUAAUAUGGAUCCUUGUGGGACUUUCUUAGUAAUUUAUAAAUAAAUGUUCUACCUAUUUUGUGCCA
Cucurbita pepo subsp. pepo (vegetable marrow) is the source of this 1226-nucleotide messenger RNA. RefSeq names its product Amino acid dehydrogenase family protein. NCBI's taxonomy places the organism in Eukaryota, Viridiplantae, Streptophyta, Magnoliopsida, Cucurbitales, Cucurbitaceae. Gene Ontology annotation, cellular component: cytosol. The record is from RefSeq and is a predicted model, not a curated record. Gene Ontology annotation, molecular function: methylenetetrahydrofolate dehydrogenase (NADP+) activity; methenyltetrahydrofolate cyclohydrolase activity. Gene Ontology annotation, biological process: tetrahydrofolate interconversion.